GCAGUUUUUUUUCUUUCUGUCUAGUACUGAAACUGUAUUAAAAAUAUUUUUUUAAAAUGGAUAAUGAGUUUUAUGAUAGAUCAACAAGUUUACGCCUCCAAUUAGGUUAUGGAAUUGGUCAUGUUUUAAAUGAUGUGUGUGCCAGUUUAUGGUUUACAUAUUUUUUGGUAUUUUUCCAUUUGGUUCUUGAAUUUACCUCAACUCAAGCAGGAAAUUUGAUGCUCAUUGGUCAAGUAGUUGACGCGUUAGCUACACCCUUCGUUGGCUAUCAUUCAGACCACACUGAUAAUUAUUUAAGUGCAAAAUAUGGGAAAAGAAAACUGUGGCAUUUGUUUGGUACUGUUUGUGUCCUGUUAUCAUUUCCAUUUAUAUUCAUGGACUGCAUUGGAUGUUCAAUGGCUCACAAAUGGGCUCAGAUGUAUUACUUUGCAUCAUUUAUUUUAAUUUUUCAAAUUGGAUGGGCGGCUGUACAGAUUUCACAUUUAAGUUUGAUACCUGAGCUUGCAGAAGACCCACAUGUUAGAACACAUCUUACGGCUAUUAGAUUUGGGUUUACUGUAUUUUCAAAUUUAUUUGUCUACAUUAUCACAUGGAUUGUUUUACACAUGACUGGUGAAUGUGAUAAAGAGCAAGUGGGACCAAGAGAUGCAUGGAAGUUCAGGCAUAUUGUUUAUAUAGUACUUGGUGUGGGAACAGUAGCAUCUGUUUUGUUCCACAUAUUUGUGUCGGAAGGUAGAGGAUUGAGACAACAACAACCUUUAAUUGAUUAUAAUGAUAAUAACAGAGUUCAUUUCAGUAUAUUUCGCAAAGGUAUAUUGUACCAGGUAGCAAGUAUAUACAUGAGUACAAGGCUUGUAGUCAAUAUAUCUCAGGUGUUUAUACCUUUGUACUUACACAAGACGUUGGGUUUAGCGGCUAGAUCAUUAGCAGUGAUACCUCUAGCCAUGUACCUGGGCAGUUUACUAGCCGCUGGGGCACAGAGAUUGGCUCCCAGAUCAUUUACCCGCAAACUUAAUUAUUUUCUUGGAUCAGUAUGUUCUCUAGCUGCAUUCAUUUGGAUUUAUCUAGAUAUAGAUUAUGAUUACAAAGUCUAUUACAUUUAUGUUGUUGCCGUGCUUAUUGGUUUUGGUGGAUCUCAAAUGCUUGUAACAAGUCUGUCACUGACAGCUGACCUGGUGGGCGACAGAACCGAGGCAUCUGCCUUUGUAUAUGGUCUCAUGAGCUUUACAGACAAACUGUCAUGCGGAGCUGUAAUUGCUAUAAUACAAUUGUAUGCCGAUGGUGCGAGUUCUGAUUACUAUCGCAGUGUACUCUCCGGGGUGUGUGGAGGGGCCACUGUGCUAGGACUUAUUUGUACGCUAACGACGCCAAAGUUAACGCCCGAUCAACAAGUAACUGAUGAUAAUAAUCCAUCUAUCAAUACAAUUGAAGAAACUGGCCCACCAACGGAUUUGCUAUAAAAUAUUUAAACCAUAUACACCUGUGUUAUAAAUGUCUAAUUCCACUUAGCUGCUAGCGGUGAGACUGUCAUUUCGCACAGUAAUCGGCCAUGCCAGUGGAAAUAGGUACUAUAUGUUGUAUUGUUGAAUUUAAUUUGUAUACUUUAUGUACUUACCACAUAUCAUAUUGGAUUAUAUAAGGAAUUAUAAUAUGGAAUUUGCGAGGUAAAGUUAUAUAAAUUUAUUUCAGUAGCUUUUGUGAUAUUAUAC
Molecule: messenger RNA, 1709 nt
Organism: Papilio machaon (common yellow swallowtail)
Lineage: Eukaryota; Metazoa; Arthropoda; Insecta; Lepidoptera; Papilionidae
Product: major facilitator superfamily domain-containing protein 12
Exons: 8
Coding region: 57-1460 (467 amino acids)
Biological process (GO): carbohydrate transport
Cellular component (GO): membrane
Molecular function (GO): symporter activity
Source: RefSeq, a predicted model, not a curated record